Molecule: messenger RNA, 1434 nt
Organism: Solanum tuberosum (potato)
Lineage: Eukaryota; Viridiplantae; Streptophyta; Magnoliopsida; Solanales; Solanaceae
Product: bZIP transcription factor 53-like
Exons: 1
Coding region: 694-1146 (150 amino acids)
Biological process (GO): positive regulation of DNA-templated transcription
Cellular component (GO): nucleus
Molecular function (GO): transcription cis-regulatory region binding; DNA-binding transcription factor activity
Source: RefSeq, a predicted model, not a curated record
CUUCCUCUUCUUCCUCUUCUUCUCCUUUUCCCAUUUGCUUACUCUGUUUUUGAGUUUUUCUCCUUCUGUUGUUCUGUUUCUUGUUUUUCUCCUCUUUUUUAGCCCUUUUGAUUUCUAGGUUCUUAGUCUUUGUGGCUAAAAUCCAUUAAAGAUCCAAUCUUUUUUCACCAAUUCUGCUCCUUUUAACCUCUGAUUUCUGGGUUUUUGCUGAAACCCAUUAUAGAUCCAACCUUUCCUGUUCUGGGUUUUUAAUAUUUCUUGUUGAAACCCAUUAAAGAUCUAACCUUUUCUGUUCUGGGUUUUCAAUCUUUGUGGCUAAAAUCCAUUAAAGAUCCAAUCUUUUCUCCAUUUUCUGCUCCUUUUAAGCUCUGUUUUCUGUGUUUUUACUCUUUCUUGCUGAAACCCAUUAAAGAUCUGUGAAAAAGAAAAAAGCUAAUGCUAAAUAGAAAUAUUUAUUGAUGUACCAGAUUCAUGUCUCCAGUUCUUAGUGAAAUCCUUCGUUCUGGUUAUAUAAUCAGUUCAUCACUUAGACGCAGAACUCAUCUUGUUCAAUCUUUCUCUGUUUCUUUCCUCUACUGGUUUUAUACUUUCUCAGAAUAAUAAUAAUAAUAAUCUUCAUCCAUAGUUUUUCAAAUUUUGCUAGUAUACCUUAAAACUUAAAAUUAGUACUUUCUCACCUUGUGUACAUAAAAAAUGGCUACUUCUAGUGGUAAUUCAUCUCAGAUUCCGAACAAUUCAGGUUGUGAUGAAGUUUUAAUGGUGGUUGAUGAAAGGAAAAGAAAGAGAAUGCAAUCGAAUCGCGAAUCAGCAAGAAGAUCAAGAAUGAGAAAACAGAAACAUUUGGAUGAUUUGAUGUGUCAAGUUACACAAUUGAAGAAAGAAAACAGCAACAUACUGAGCAGCAUCAAUAUGACAACACAACAAUAUGGUAAUGUUGAAGCAGAGAACUCUGUUUUAAGAGCACAAAUGAUGGAAUUAACUCAAAGGUUGCAAUCUCUUAAUGAAAUCCUCACUUACAUCAAUAAUUCGAAUAAUAAUAUUAAUAAUAAUAAUAAUUAUCAAGAGGAUUUUCAGAUUAAUCCAUGGAAUUUGAUGUAUGUUAAUCAGCCAAUUAUGGCUUCUGCUGAUAUGUUAUAUCAGUAUUAAUGUUUAAUUAAGGGUUGUUGUUGGGAUUAUGAGUGGAAGGGUUAUUUUAUUAGUAGUUUUAUUUAUUUAAGAAGUAUUAUUAGUAGUAAGAUUUGAGUAUUAGAAUGAGUUUAAUGUGAAAUUUGAGCAGUCAAAAGAGGAUUAGCUGACUGCUAUUAGGGCAUGUAAAAAAAAAAUGGGAUCAUGUGAUGAUGAUAUAUUGGAAUGAAUGGUUGUGAUUGCAUUGUGUUUUUUUUCUAUUUAUUAUUUUUAAUAAAUGCAAGUUGUUUCUAUGUACUACAAUUAAUA